AUGCACUGCGAUAAAGCAUUUGGUUACACGCAUCUGCCUAUGGAACACAAUUCAGGUGAAACACUUGAACACACCCAGGUGCACUGCCGGCACGCAACUACGCUGAAAGCGCACGUGGAGCUGCAGUCGACUUUCACUGGACCGAAGCUCCCUGGCGAGCCAACAAGCAUGCAGGGAACUUGUUCAGUAGCUACAGAACGUUACGGCUUCGUCGCACCGAACCAGUUGCUUCAGCAGAACAAGCGCUGGCGAACGCAGGCUCUUCGGCGAGCAGGCGUCUGGGACGUUCCCGAGGCCGUUGUUUCACUGAGAACGUUUCGGGUUGCUCGGAACGCGGGCAGUGGGCGCGUGCCCCGGGCCGGCUUCAUACGUCGAGUGCUGGCACUCUCUGUGCGACACGCUCGGGAAGGGCAAACGCUUGACCCCAGCGCUGCGCCACGGUCCUCUCUAGAGUCGGGGACCUGGUUCAAGCUUAUUUGCGGAGCUUCGUUCAACGAGGUGACAGAGAUUGCUCCGCUCACGAGAGACUAUGCGCUAGCAGGUGCUGAUUGCGUAGACUGCGCGGCCGAGCCAGCCGUUGUUCAAGCAGUCCUGGACGGACUAGACGAGGCGGAGCGUCGGUGGCGGUGGACCCUCACCAGUGACUCGUCUUGCGCCCGUCCGGAUCGAUUGACGAAGAGCUUCGCACGUCCAUGGAUCAUGGUGUCAAUUACCGACGAUGAGAUGGAACCGCACUUUCGAAAAGCGCGUGUGCACGUCGACGCGCACGCACCUUGCUGGCAAUGCCCUGCUCCGUGUGCUCAACUUUGUCCAGCGGACGCCCUCACGUUGCCAGCGACGGCGAAAAACGUGAACCAAUUCCAAAUAUUCGGCAUUUCGAGCACCCGAUGUUAUGGUUGUGGGCGCUGCAUCCCCGCCUGUCCGUAUCAUUUGAUUGAGACGCACUCGAGCAAGCAGACCCCACAGCAAGUGAUGGCACUCGUGCGCAAUUAUCCCAUCGAUGCAGUCGAGGUUCACACGCGUGAUCCGCUUAGCGAGUCGUUUGCUGCCCUCUGGUACAGCGAAAUCGGGCGCACCCUGCGAGCGACGAUGAAACUCAUCGCGAUUAGCAUGCCGGAGCCCAAUGACUGGAGUGUUUUCGAGUACAUUGCGCGGCUCGUGUACGGGGCGCACGUCGACGAGUCGGGAACUGUGCAGGAGGCACCAGCGACGCCACCGAGUACGCCCAUUCUUCUGUGGCAGUGUGAUGGUAAGCCUAUGACCGGUGAUCUGGGUGCACCUGCCACCACUCGGGCGACCGUGCGCUAUGCCACCAGCUUAGCGGAAUACUUUCGAAGGAAUCCGCACUUGCUUGCCGCACGGGGAUUCAUUCAGUGUGCUGGCGGUACCAAUGCCCAUACGAUUCCGCUCCUUGAGGGCGUGGACGGGGUCCACGGGGUAGCUUACGGUGGCUACGCGCGUCGACUCGUUGCAACCGGCGGCUAUGAGGCUGCGCAACGGUUGGUACAGCAGGUGAAAACGCGCUUGGUAUCUCCGAAAGCUGCCAAUCGAGAAGCUGUGCAACCCGAAACGAGUCUGUAA
This is a messenger RNA of Cyanidioschyzon merolae strain 10D, 1581 nucleotides long. RefSeq lists its product as hypothetical. The record is from RefSeq and is a predicted model, not a curated record. Bases 1 to 1581 code for a protein of 526 amino acids. The transcript has a single exon. NCBI's taxonomy places the organism in Eukaryota, Rhodophyta, Bangiophyceae, Cyanidiales, Cyanidiaceae.